CCCCCCCCUCUCUCUCUCUCUCUAGUAUUACUCAAAUAAUAAAAGCAACAAAUUCAGAGGAAGAGUCCUCUCAACCUCUCCCAUCAAUCCCUUCAUCCACCACCAUAUGUAAUUUCUUCAAAAUAUGGAAAUUCUCUGAUCAAUCACUAUGCUCCUCCCCCUUCUUCUUCCUACCUUUGCUUUUGUCAUUUCUUCUUCUCUACUCUGUAGUUAACUCUCUCUCUUUCUCUUUCCAUAACAAAACCCUAGAACAAGCAAGAAAAACAAAACAAACAGAGUAGUGAUCGGUCCAGAUCAAUAUCCUUCAUGGAUUCAAUUCCUGAAAUGGACAUCACCACCAUCACAACCGCCGCCACCAGCACGACGCUACUGCCAGCGUCAUCAGAGUCGUCGUCUUCGCAAUCUAGCAGUCGUUACGAGAACCAGAAGCGUCGGGACUGGAACACAUUCGGCCAGUACUUGAAGAACCACAGGCCACCACUGGCCCUCUCGCGCUGCAGUGGAGCCCACGUCCUGGAGUUCCUUCGAUAUCUGGACCAAUUCGGGAAGACCAAAGUUCAUACCCCGAUUUGCCCCUUUUACGGCCACCCGAAUCCCCCUGCCCCUUGCCCUUGCCCUCUCAGGCAGGCCUGGGGCAGCCUCGACGCCCUCAUCGGCCGCCUCCGCGCCGCCUUCGAAGAGAAUGGAGGGAAGCCUGAGGCAAAUCCUUUUGGUGCUCGUGCUGUGAGGCUUUAUCUUCGCGAGGUUCGCGAUUUGCAGUCCAAAGCUAGAGGGAUUAGUUACGAGAAGAAGAAACGUAAGCGUCCACCGCAGCCACCACCUACACUGCAGGAACAACACCACCACCAACUGCAUGCGCUGCAGUCACCUCCUCCUCCAGGUGCAACUACUUGAUUUGGUAAUUUCAUAUCCAGAAACCAAAAACAUGAAGCAGUAGUAGUUAUUUCUAGUUGUUCAUUAAAUUAAGCGAAAAUGAUAGGGAUCCUAGCGGUUGAUAUCUCAAUUAUCUCCGCUGUUGAGUUGUACGCACAAAAUUUUAUGUGCAUCAUGUGGACAUGUUAAUGGUUAAUCUGUAUUGUUAGCUUAAUUUAUGGUUAAUCUGUAGUAUGAAACUAUGAAUGGUACUCAAGGUUUUUGUUGGUUUUUUUUUU
Molecule: messenger RNA, 1151 nt
Organism: Tripterygium wilfordii
Lineage: Eukaryota; Viridiplantae; Streptophyta; Magnoliopsida; Celastrales; Celastraceae
Product: protein LIGHT-DEPENDENT SHORT HYPOCOTYLS 4-like
Exons: 1
Coding region: 307-894 (195 amino acids)
Biological process (GO): response to light stimulus; mRNA transcription
Cellular component (GO): nucleus
Source: RefSeq, a predicted model, not a curated record